Serinus canaria (Common canary) is the source of this 2449-nucleotide messenger RNA. Its product is annotated as endothelin receptor type B-like. Gene Ontology annotation, molecular function: endothelin receptor activity. The coding region runs from base 1 to 1932 and encodes 643 amino acids. Gene Ontology annotation, cellular component: membrane. NCBI's taxonomy places the organism in Eukaryota, Metazoa, Chordata, Aves, Passeriformes, Fringillidae. The transcript is spliced from 11 exons. Gene Ontology annotation, biological process: G protein-coupled receptor signaling pathway; regulation of blood pressure; enteric nervous system development. The record is from RefSeq and is a predicted model, not a curated record.
AUGCCGUCCGUCCGCGGAAGGCAGGACGGCCGGCCUUCCGGGCCGGACCGUCCGUCAAGGCCGGACCGUCAUGCCGGCCGGCCGUCGGAGGCAUGCCGGCCGGACUGCCGGACGGUCCGGCCGGCCGGCAGGCCGGAAGAUUCCCUUGAAGCCGCCAGGGAAUUAAAGAUGAGAUACUUCUUGUCUUCCUCAAACAUUUCUGGAGACGCUGAUCUCAACAGCCAGCGCCUGACCCGGAGGCAGCUGUCCCAGGCUGUGCUGGCCACCAAGGUGUGGAAGUCAUCUGGCAAAUCCCAGAAGCUAUCCCGUGUUUCUCCCGCCUUUCCCUCCUCCAUCCCCAUCCCGCCCUCAGCCAUUGGUCACAGGGGCUGUGCUGGGGGAGCCCUGGGAUGUUCUAUAAAACCACCCACGGGAGGAAGGAGCAUUCCCCGCAGCUCCAGCCCCCUCCAAAGACAACUCCAGCAUCCAAACCAGUGCAGCUCCCCCAGGACAUGCCCAGCGUCCCGGGAAGGGGGAAGGAGCCCUGAGGAGCAGCUCCCACGUUCCAGGGUCAGCAGGAAGAUCCCAGCAGGACCCCAAGGACAUCCCACAAGCACCAUGAGGACUCCUCCUGUCCCCAGCUUUGCCGUCCUCUCCUCAGCAGGACCAAUCCCAUUCCCAGCCACCGUGGCCAUUGUCCUGAGCUGCCUCUUCUCUGGGGCACACAGCCAGACUCCCGGGGCCUUGCAGGAGAGCACGGUGCCCCUGGAGGAGCUGGGUCAGGAGCAGCCCCAGGGCCUGGUGCGGGCCGUGCCCGUGUCCAACGCGUCGGACGCUGCCGGGAGCCGGCCCUCGGAGCCACCGCUGCUGCCCGUGUGCGCCCGGCCCGCUGACAUCCGCCACGUCUUCAAGUACAUCAACACCAUCGUGUCCUGCACCAUCUUCGUCGUGGGCAUCAUCGGCAACUCCACGCUGCUGCGCAUCAUCUACAAGAACAAGUGCAUGAGGAAUGGCCCCAACGUGCUUAUAGCCAGCCUGGCCCUGGGGGUCCUGCUCUACAUCCUCAUCGCACUGCCCAUCAACGUCUACAAGCUCCUGGCCAAGGACUGGCCCUUCGGGGUGCAGGUCUGCAAGCUGGUGCCCUUCAUCCAGAAAGCCUCCGUGGGCAUCACGGUGCUCAGCCUCUGCGCCCUCAGCAUCGACAGGUACCGAGCCGUGGCGUCCUGGAGCCGGAUCCAGGGCAUUGGGAUCCCCAUGUGGAAGGCUGUGGAGGUGCUGCUGAUCUGGGCAGUGGCCAUCGUGCUGGCAGUGCCCGAGGCCAUUGCCUUCGACAUGGUGGAGCUGAGCUACUGGGAGCAGCACCUGUGGGUGUGCAUGCUGGCCUCGGAGCAGAAAUCCCGCUUCAUGAGGUUCUACCGGGAUGUCAAGGAUUGGUGGCUUUUUGGCUUCUAUUUCUGCCUGCCCUUGGUGUGCACGGGCAUCUUCUACACCCUCAUGUCCUGUGAGAUGUUGAGCAAGAGGAACGGGAUGAGGAUCGCUCUGAAUGACCACAUGAAACGGCGCCGGGAGGUGGCCAAGACUGUGUUCUGCCUGGUGGUGAUCUUUGCGCUCUGCUGGCUGCCCCUGCACCUCAGCCGCAUCCUCAAGAAGACCAUCUACGACCAGACGGACCCCAACCGCUGCGAGCUGCUCAGCUUCCUCCUGGUGAUGGAUUAUUUUGGGAUCAACAUGGCCUCCCUCAACUCCUGCAUCAAUCCUGUGGCUCUGUACUUUGUCAGCCGGAAAUUCAAGAACUGCUUCCAGUCCUGCCUGUGCUGCUGGUGCCAGAGGCCGGCCCUGAGCAUCACCGCCACGGAUGAGAAGGGAUCUGUUGGGAAGUGGAAAGCCACGGGACAGGAGUUGGGGCUGGACCGGAGCAGCUCCCGUCUGAGCAACAAGUACAGCUCUUCCUAAACCCGUGUCACUGUCCCGGACAAGGCACAGGGACAGCAGGACCCCUCCGAUCCUCCCCCAGGCUCUUCCUGGCUGGGCCUGAAUCAGCUUUACCGUCGUGUCCUCACCCAGCUGGAAGGAGCUGGAGCAUUCCCCAGGACCAGCUCCAAGCCCAGCCCCUGACCCCAGCGGUCCCCUCUGCAGGAGAGGGAAGGGCAUUCACAUCCUCACAGGAUUUUUAUUUCCUUGCAGGAAAACCAAGGGACUUCUGGCCAUUGCCUCGGGGUAGAAUGGGGGCGGGGGGAUGCGUGUGGGGUGGGAAGAGAAGGAACGUUAGGGUGGUCACUCUGUGGGGUAAGGAGGAGAGGGAGAGUGACAAUUCCCAGCUGUAAAAGCCAAGCAAAGCCUGGAUAAAUCCCUGUGAGGGACAGAGAUGUCCUUGUGGUCACAUGGAGGUGGGAAAGGCAGUGGAGAAGGUCCAAUCUCAGCUGGAAGAGCCACUAGAACUAAGUAAAAUACGGGAAAGGGCUCUCUUGAA